Molecule: messenger RNA, 1724 nt
Organism: Podospora bellae-mahoneyi
Lineage: Eukaryota; Fungi; Ascomycota; Sordariomycetes; Sordariales; Podosporaceae
Exons: 2
Coding region: 517-1479 (320 amino acids)
Biological process (GO): carbohydrate metabolic process
Cellular component (GO): cytoplasm
Molecular function (GO): carbohydrate binding; glucose-6-phosphate 1-epimerase activity
Source: RefSeq, a predicted model, not a curated record
GCACCAUGAAAAUGGUCUUAAACAAGCUGAACUCCAAACCUCCUGCUUGCCCCGCUCUGACCUAGCUCCAAACCAGCAUGAGUGUGAUCAAACAGAUGUGACGGCCGCGACCUGGAGAUCGACUCGCCGCCAGUCUGUCCGCCUUUCUGCCUGUUGUGAAAGUAAAAGCUAUAAAAGGUCAUCGACUAUUUGUCUUUAUCAGCAACCUCGCUCCUAGGUCGAGUCGUGCAGCACAAGAAGCUUGACCAACCACCAAGACGUCAGGUACCCCGCGAUUGCGCCCCUGCCCCCUGUUCAAGCUCCCCCCUUUUGUACUACCUGCAGCAUCAUCCCUACCCCGCAGUUCCCAAACGCGGACAACCACCACCACGACGAGUAACUACAAUCUUCAAACCACCAACCCUUCCAAUCCCAACGUCCCAAUCCUCCUUUCUGUACUCCAAUAUCCUCUCUCUUCACCUUAUCCCAAGCAUCACCGAAACCUCUCCGCCAGCAUCUCAACCCCAGCCUUCCAAAAUGGUCGAACGCCCCAACAAACCCUCCUCCCUCGUCGCAACCCCCGGCCUCCCACCCCAACCAACAGUCAACUUCUCCGACGACAACUCCCUCGUCACCGCCACCCUUCCCACCGGCGAGUCCAUCACCGUCCUCCUCUACGGCGCCACCGUCAUCUCCUGGAAGGACUCCUCCUCGACAGAAAAGCUCUGGCUCUCCUCAGCCGCCAAGCUUGACGGCACCAAGCCCGUCCGAGGCGGCAUCCCCCUCGUCUUCCCCGUCUUCGGGCCCCCUCCCGCCGAUCACGCUCAGACCUCCUCCCUCCCGCAGCACGGCUUCGCCCGGACGUCCAGGUGGGAAUUCCUCGGCAAAUCCACCAGCGAGAGCUCGGGCGAUCAGCAAACGGGGGACCUGUCCGUCAAGCUUGAUUUCGGCCUCUCCAGCGCGGCGGACGGGCUGGAUCCAAAGGGCAAGGCGGCCUGGCCGUUCAAGUUCAACCUGAUCUACAGCGUGACGCUGAAUAGGAGGGAUCUGACGACGAGCUUGGUGGUGACGAAUGAUGAUGAGAGGGCGUUUGAUUGCCAGGUUUUGAUGCAUACUUAUCUCAAGGUUAAGGACAUCACAAACGUUACCAUUUCCGGCCUCGACAGCUCAUCCUAUGUCGACAAGGUUGACGCUGCUUCGACAAAGACACAGUCGGGGGAGAUUAGAAUUGAGGGCGAGACGGACAGGGUGUACACCGCCGAUGGGCCGCUGACUGUGUCCGAGGGCGGCAAGACUCUCUUUACCGUCACGAGGGACAACCUCUCCAACGUGGUUGUGUGGAACCCCUGGGUCGAAAAGGCCAAGGACAUGGGUGAUUUCGAGCCAAAGGAUGGGUACAAGGAGAUGCUCUGUGUUGAGCCAGGGUCGGUAGGCGGCUGGCAGACGCUGGAGAAGGGGGAUGCGUUUGAGGGAGCGCAGACGAUCGCUUUGGGGGCUUGACUGAGGGCUGUUCUCUGAGAGUAGGGAACGAUGAUAUGACCGGAUGUGAUGAUGAAUUCAGCCAUGUGAUUUUCUUUUUGGGAAGACGAUGUGAUGUUCGAUUUCGGUGUGAUUUGGUGUUAUUUCUAAACAAGUAUAAAACACAUUCUAGCAAACUGAUCAUUGUUCAAGAGACAUGGUGCAAGCCAUUGCAAGAUAGGUAAAACAUAAAAUCAAAUUAUAUCAAGCAAAAGACAUGAAACGAU